Molecule: messenger RNA, 417 nt
Organism: Fusarium graminearum PH-1
Lineage: Eukaryota; Fungi; Ascomycota; Sordariomycetes; Hypocreales; Nectriaceae
Exons: 4
Coding region: 38-274 (78 amino acids)
Biological process (GO): protein-RNA complex assembly; translation
Cellular component (GO): ribosome; cytosolic large ribosomal subunit
Molecular function (GO): structural constituent of ribosome
Source: RefSeq, a predicted model, not a curated record
UACUCGUUUAACCAUCCCACCUUGAACUACCGCCAAGAUGCCUCAAGAGGUCGCUGAUAUCAAGAAGUUCAUCGAGAUCUGCCGUCGGAGUGACGCCUCCUCCGCCCGGAUCAAGAAGAACAAGAAGACCAACAACAUCAAGUUCAAGGUCCGAUGCCAAAAGAACCUCUACACCCUGGUUCUUAAGGACACCGACAAGGCCGAGAAGCUCAAGCAGAGCCUCCCCCCCACCCUGCAGCUUACAGACGUCUCCAGCAAGAAGAAGUCUGCUUAAAUGAAGGUGGUUUGAAAACGGGUAACUCUGGUAGCGGGAGGAUUCACAUGGAAUGGGCGUCUUGGGACCUUGCAUUUCAUCAUGUGCUCUGAAAGGAGGAUACUCGGAUGAGUCCAAAAAAUAAAAAGAACCGAUUCGAGUCA